Messenger RNA from Lingula anatina, 4995 nucleotides. RefSeq lists its product as uncharacterized. The record is from RefSeq and is a predicted model, not a curated record. Lineage: Eukaryota; Metazoa; Brachiopoda; Lingulata; Lingulida; Lingulidae.
CCCUUGUAGCGAUUGUGAAUGCGGACAUUUUGAAACAAGACAGCCGACAAGAAGAGGUGGAUCUUCCGUUGAACCAAACAGCAGGGCUACUACUGCUAGGCAGGUGUUGGAGAGUCUCUGUGAGAGUGGACGUGAUGGGUGCUUUAUGACUUAACUCUUCCAGUGGAUGACCGAUUAUUGGAAGUAACAUUGCCUGCGAACGGGGCCGUGUGAACUACAAAUAAAGCAUUCCAAUUAAAAUCAUACCAGAACAAGGACAGGGGGAUCACUCAGUCGCUGCAAAUGUCAUGGAUAGGCAGGGCAUUUGAAUGAAAAUCAUACCAGAACAAGGACAGGAAGAUCAUUCAGUGGCUGUGGAUGUCAUGGAUAGUCAGGGGGAUGCAAGCUUCUUAUCUGAGGAGAAUAAUGAAAUGGAGCGUAUUCAUCAGUCUUUACUCCAAGCAUGUGAAAGUGAGAGUGCGGAAGAUGAGACUGAUGAUGGAGAAGGCAAAAGGGAGGGCUGUGACACCACCAUGAUUCUUGACGACCAGGACAUAGAACAGUUAAUCAAAGAUUUAAUAAGGAUCAGCCAUGAAGAAUUCAUGAAAAGCCGCCAAGACCAAGAGCAAAUGGUGGCUGAGAUAGUGGACAUGUGUGAGAACAGUUCUCUGGACAAGUUAAACCUGUCUACUUAUUCUUUGCAAGAAACAUUAGAAUCUGCAACUGAUAAAUUGAUUCCGCUACCCCAGAUUGCAGAAUUGGAAUCAGAGCCAUCUUAUACACCUGGAAAAAAGUUAAGUGCCAUAGACUUGAGAGAGGUGACAACUUUCACUGAUGCAGUGCGGGAUGAUAAAUCUCCAAGCUGUCUGGACACUGUUACAAGUGAAACUGCAAGCGAUACAGAGAAUAAAUUCUCUGUGAUGGAGACUGCUGAUACUGAAGAAGUGAAACCCGCAGCAAACCUAAGUUCACCUGCCCCUUGUGCAGAGGCAUUUUCUGGUGGAAGCACAAUAAACCCAUCCUUUCAACAAUCAAAAUCUGAGGUACCUAGUUUGAGUCAACUGGUUAAAGAAGCUUGUUACUCAGGAGAAGAAGUCUGUAAUUUGCCACCAUCUAGAGGAGAGGCUGUUGAGAUUAUGGAAGCAGGGCUGAUUUUGCCUGAUGCAAAUGUACCAGAAGCAGAAAUGCCAUGUAUUACCCUGAAAGGAGGACCAUUAAUGUCCACACCAAGGACCAAUAAAUUCCAAAAAAACAACAAAGAUCCAUUUUCUCCUAUAAUAGCAUUUCCUUCCUGUACUAAAGGAAUUGACACAAGCACCCCCGGCAGAUUUAAAGGUGUUGAAAAAGUAAGGCAUUUCAAAGAAUUUAAAGCGUACAGUGAUGGUGAGGAUGAGGAGGAAGAAUCUGAGCCAGCUACAGCAGGUAGGAAAAUACUAAAAGCUAAGAGGCAGAUACAGCUGUUGCCAAGCUCAAAUCUUGAUGGAAAUAUCAUGCAGUCAGCAGGUGAUAACACAGGGGUUACCCUACCACAAAGCAAAAAAAUAAUACCUAAUGAAGAUGACACUUUAGGCAAGCUGACUGAGCAGAGUGAAGAGCAGAGAGACUUUAAGGGGGACAAAGAUGAUGUUAACCUGUCUGUGUUAGAGAGGAUGCGUUUUUGUCUCUUACAGCAGAUUCAAGAUAUCAACAACUCUGAGCCAGAUGAAGCCUUUGAGAGCCAUACUCUGUGUGCAGAACAGGCUCUCAAGACCAAAACCACUGAUACCACUGAACAAAUAGUUAAAAAAAUAGAAAGCAAAUCAUCUUUCAUAUUGUCCCUCCAGUCUGCAGAAUUUCUGCCUAGUGUAUCAGGUGACUCAAAUGCAAACAAAUCGAAAGUAGGAGAGAAACCAGGGGAAAAUAAGGCUGAACAAAAUAUUUCUACUGAAGAAAAUAAACUAGCUGAUACCAAGGUUAUACCCAGUCACACAAAGCAAAAUAUGAUAAAAGAACCAGAAAUUCAAGAAUUAGACAUUGCUACCAAAGAAACCAGAUGUAUCAUUCCAGAGAGGUGCCAAACUCAUUCAAAUGAUCUUACCUUGCAACAUGAUGCCAAGACCAAAGUGGUCCAGGAUGGUAAAAAGACUAAAUUUAUUAGCCACUGUGCAACAUCUGUGAAGGAUGUGCCUGUAAUAUAUGUGAGUGGUCUCAAAGUGAAGGAACAACCAGUCGAAAAAGAUGCUAGUUUACCUUUUAGCCAAAUUGUAAAAGAUAUCAAACAAGAUACAAGAGAACCCCCAGCUCCAGUUGUAUUCAGUGAUAUGGUGCCAGACACAUGUACAAGCCAAAACAAUAACAUUAAAAUUGCACAAGAAAUAACACCUCUGCCAAAUAACAUCUUACCAGUUGGAUCCCAAACUCCAGUAGAAGAAGCUGAGAUAUCCGCUGCUGAUAAAGCGUUCCCACUUGAAAAAGAUUCCAUUCCUGUUCUCGGUGAACCUGGACAAAGCAGUGAUGAAGGACAAAGAGAGACCUCUAUUCCUGUUGCAAAGAAAACAAAAGAAAGAAUAUGCAUAAGUCCAAUUAGAUACCCCACCACAUUGAAUGAAGUGACCAAUAAAUCUGUCAAAACUGACAGUUCUUCAUAUAAAAGGGAUUCCUGUAGCCAAGGAAAGCAAAAAUCAAAAGUACAAGAGAGACCAAAGAAUACUUCUUUUGAAAAAGAACAAAAGAAGGUAAUGUUAGAUACCAAGGAAAACCAGAGGAUGAAGGAAGUCAAGGCUAGAUGGAAGUCGAAGGGCAUACCAUCACCAGAGGUUAAUCUCACCUGUGCCAGUUACUGGAGAAAAAGAACCAAGGCCUCUACUUCAAAGUCAGGUUUACUGGAGGGGUCAUCUCUACACAGCAUACCAUCAGUUAAGAUACCAAACAAACUGAAACGUAAACGUAAGGAAGAUUCCACCAUGGAAGACACCACAAAGUACAAGAAACCAAGGAUUGAAGAGGCAAAAGGCAGUGACCCUUAUGAAUUAAAGGAAAAAGUUGGGCAGCAGUUGGAUGAGUUAAAAAGCCAACUCAAUUCUACUAUUAACAAGAUAAUGACUGAUUUCCAGUCUGAAAAGUACAAACUAGAAAUGGAACACAUUUAUCAAUAUCAGCACCUCGUGAUGAAACAAAAAACAGAAAUUAUGGGAUAUAUGAGCAACCAAGCUGCUACAAGACACCUCAAUUGUGAGCAUUCAUUUUUGUUGCAUAACCUUCGUCGUGGUCAGAAAAGGGAAAUGUCUGAAUUGGACACCAAAUAUAGGGGAAAAAUUAAAGAAAAGGAAGCAAGUUACCAAAGGCAAAAGGCUGCUAUAAAAGAAAUUCUAAAACUUCAGACACAGCAGACAAAUAAUGUGGUAGGGUCCCUGUAUGUUCCAGUUUCCUUCAGUUCGAAGUGUUCCAAUGUGGCAGAACAUGUCUCCCUCCUCCCAGCAGGGAUAGCAGAGGAAAUGAUUGCAGAGGAUGUUCUGUAUGAUAGAUUUUAUAAACAUGAAUGACCGGAAUCCUUUGUUACAGUAUUCUUUUUACUGUAACAACAUAUUUUGAACAGUCAGCUCUUUAUCUUCAAAGGGGACAAAUUACUAGCAGUAAGGGUUUUAACAGUUCAGUGCCUACUAAACAUUCAAGUUAAAAAAUCUUGCCACAUAUUUUUGUGUCAGUUUUGAAUUUCAAGUUCUACCUUUUAUUUAACAUGCGAGUUAAAAGAAUUUAUAUAGUUGACAGCAAAUUAAUUUUUUUUUUUUUCUUAAUGAAUAGUAUGUAUUAAGGCAUGUGCACAUGUGCAUGGUAGUGUUAAGUAGAACUAUACGUAUUUAAGAAUCUUUCCAUAGCCAUACACAUUUUUGCUCAUAAUACAUAUCAAGCUAAGAGAAAUUUAUCCAGACCCUGAUACUAGCACAGUGCUGAAAUUUAAACACUUGUCUUGGUUUUUGUUUGUUAAAUGAUUUAUUUUACCUGUUUAUUCCUUUAUAAUUACCAAUAUAAUUCCAUUAUUUUAUAAAUUCCUAAUGAUCAUUUUUACUUAUUACCAGAAUUAUACUUUUUAUUUUGAAACUUGAACAAUAAUAAUUUUGGUUGUGACUUUUUCUUACAGAUUCAAAUAGGUGGAUGACUGAAACUUAAAAGCCAUUUUCAGGAUCACCUUUUCCAAUUUUUGAAGUCUUGAAACGAUUCAAAUUAAUUUUUAAAUUUGUUUUGUCCACAAUUAAGAGUUAAUUUUUUCAAAGUUUAUGAAGUUUAAAUGUUUAAGCCAUUACUAAGUUAAGUUGUACAAUGCAAAGCUAUCAAUCAACUAUUUUUGACAAAAUUUCUUAACAAUUGAAAUUUUUUACACAAUGUUAUAUAAACAAAAGAUCUAUUUCCAUGUGCUAAGUUUACUAAAAAUUCAAUUAAGUUGUUUUAGUAGUGAUGUAAAUACAGUUCUAAUUUCUCAUGUAUGAUUUUAUAACAAAAUGUAUUUUUGGUGAUUUCUCAGUUUUUAAAUAAUAACAUAUCCCAGGCUUUACUUAUUGAGCGUAAUGCAAUGAAUACAAUAGAUCAUGCUAUUUAGAAUAAUGGUACUUAAAGAUUCCAAACAAAAGUAAUUGAGAAGUACUACAGAUUUUUGAGAGCCAAAUUCAUAUUAACACAAUUUUAGCAGUUAGGGUUGUAAUUAUAGUAGCACCAGCGUUAGCGUUGCCAGUUCUCAUGGUUUUAGUCCUGACCAGCAGGUGCUGGCUCUGCAGUGAAGUCACCUUUACUGCUUCUCCUGUUAGACUACUUUUUUUGCUAGGAACUGUACUUCGCUAAUUUUCCAUACAUCUCCAAAACUGGCAGAAAUACACCCAUAGUUACUAUUGGACUUGAAUAGGAAGUCGUAUGUUGGGUAACUUAACGUAACCUUGAAAUUGACCUACUUUGCAAAUUUUCUAGCACUUAGCAUAUUUACCAGCCCCUGUUUUUGCACAACUAAAAUAGGUACAUCUAUUCAAUUCAAAUGAGCUUAAUGUCAUU